AUGAAGCCUGCUCUACUCCAGCUCAUCAGUUAUAAUCAAUUUUCUAGCAUGGACAAUGAAGACCCUCAUGCUCAUUUGGUCACUUUCUAUGAAUUGUGUGGCUCUGAGGAUGUGGAACACAAAUUUCUUGCUCGCUUCUUUCCACCAUCAAAGAGCACAGAAAUAAAGGCUGCAAUUGCUACUUUCAUCCAAGGAGUAGAUGAACCACUAUGUGAAGCUUGGGAAAGAUUCAAAUCUUUAUUGAGGAAGUGUCCCUGUAAUGGAUUCAACCUAGAAAUGCAAGUGCAAACCUUCUGCAAUGGUUUACAACCUCAUACAAAGAUGAUACUUGAUGCAUCUUUUGGUGGUUCGGUUCUAUUCAAAAUUGUUGAUGAAGCCAUUGUUGUUAUUGAAAAUAUGGCCUCCACUGACAUGCGAAGUCAACAUGGGAGAACACAAGCACAAAAGAGAGGAGUUUAUGAACUUGGUGCUCAGGAUGCACUACUUGCACAAAACAAACUUCUGGCCCAACAAAUGGAGUUCCUAACUGAAAGUAUGUCCAAGCUACCUCAACAGUGUCAAGCAAUGCAAGCUCAUGCUCAACCGCAUCAUCAGGUAAUGAGAUGUGAUUUCUGUGGAGAUAAUCAUCCCAACGGUCAUUGUCAAGUUCCUAGUAGUUCCCAACCUGAAGAAGUCAACUAUAUGGAGAACCAAGGAAGACAAAACUUCUUCAACAACCCUUUCCCUAAUCCUUCCAAUCAAGGGUGGAGACAAGCUCAAGGAGCUUCUAGUAGUAGAAAUCUGUAUCAACCUGCUCAACUUGAUCAACAUUAUCCAUCUGAGAGUGAUCGGACUUCACAACUAGAAGAAACAUUGCAAAUGUUCAUGCAACAAUCCAUCCAAAACCAGAAAAAUAUUGAUGCAUCCAUAAAGAAUCUGGAAGUGCAAGUUGGUCAGUUAGUUAAGCAAUUGACAAACCAACAUGGUGGAUAA
Vigna angularis (adzuki bean) is the source of this 972-nucleotide messenger RNA. RefSeq lists its product as uncharacterized. The transcript has 2 exons. The record is from RefSeq and is a predicted model, not a curated record. Bases 1 to 972 code for a protein of 323 amino acids. Lineage: Eukaryota; Viridiplantae; Streptophyta; Magnoliopsida; Fabales; Fabaceae.